CUGAGGAGUGGCUCCUUGCCUAAUCUCUUGGGCUGGGUGGGGGCGGGGAUGAAGAGGUCUGGAGGAUUGGGGAGCUGGAACUGAUGGCAACUGGACAGCUGCCCUGUGGUCACGAGCACUUCUGCCUAAGGUGCUGUCACGGCGCACACGCUGUUUAUUUAGGUCCUCUGAUUCUGGGGCAGCUCUGGAACAAAGAAGGAGAAAAUGAAAGUGAACGCAGGCUCCCCAGCAGCAGGGUUCCAUUCUGGACUGAGCUUUUUCCUCCCAGCAUCCCCUGAUUUUCUUUCCUCCUUUGCUCCCUUACGUUACACCAACCCACCUCGCAGCCAGAGGCGGUUAGGGCCCAUUAUGCAAAUGCUUUGGACAACAACUUCCGUGCUUGGUAUUCAGAAAGUACUGCAGAUGUAGAUCUCAAAGAAGGGGGUUUUGUACACGUUGUAGCGGGUACAGCUAAUCAGAUGUGCAGGUUAACAAGGGAUGCCUGAUGAAUGAACUGGUAAACCUGGAGCUGAGUGAGACUCCUGGGCUAAGUGACACUCCUUGUGGGGGACAUGGCUGAGUGGGUGUGGGGGGAGUAUUAGCUACACUCCCUAAGACACUGUCUGCAGUGGCCCUGUUUACUGUUGUCCUCCUGUUGAGGAAACACAAUUGUGAGUCAGCCGUUUAUGAAUGUGCAACCAGGAAAUGACAGUCAAAAGACAUGCCCAGAAACUCAAAGCUGAGUUCAUACUUCACGGUUUUUUUCAACCACACUGCUUCAAUAAUAACACGAAGGGUUACGGAGAGAACGAACAGAAAGAGCAGUGAGUAUGGGGCUUCAAUAAAAACAGGAAGGGUUACGGAGAGAACGAACAGAAAGAGCAGAGAGUGUGGGGUGAUAAGCCUCACCUGGGAUAAAGAAAGUCAGAUGGACCAAGACAAAGAAAUCCACUUUUCUUCUUAAAGGAGCUUGCAUACACCUCCCACUACCCCCAGAAGCUGCCAGUUACAGCUGAGAUGUCAGAAGACAGAACAUAUCAGCCCAAUUCCUACCCCGAGAUUCUCUUCGAGUCCCAAAGAAACACACGUGUUCAUUUCUCAAGAAAAAGGCACUGACUAUCAUGGAGACCACGGACCAUUACACACCUCAGGGUGGGUCCUCAUUCGCGGGUGGUCAGAGGACCGUUGGCAAAGAUGAUCCUCUGUUGAUCAAAGCUGUUGAAGAGGGAGAUGUUGUCAGGGUCCAGCAAUUGUUAGAACAAGGGGCUAAUGUCAAUGUCUGUGAAAACUAUUGGGGCUGGACACCUUUGCAUAUUGCUGUGGAUGCUGGCAGGGUAGACAUUGUGAAACUCCUGCUUAGUCAUGGUGCUGACCCUCAACGGAGGAAGAAUAAUGGGGCCACCCCCUUCAUCAUUGCUGGGAUCCGUGGAGAUGUGAGCCUGCUCGAGAUUCUCCUCUCUCAUAGUGCAGACAUCAAUGAGUGUGAUGAGAAUGGAUUUACGGCUUUCAUGGAAGCUGCUGAGUAUGGUAAGGUUGAAGCUUUAAGAUUCCUUUUUGAUAAGGGAGCCAACGUGAAUUUGAGACGGCAGACAACGAAAGACAAAAUGCGAUUGAAGAAAGGAGGCGCCACAGCUCUCAUGAGCGCUGCUGAGCAUGGGCACCUGGAAGUCCUGAGAAUUCUCCUCAACGAAAUGAAGGCAGAAGUCGAUGCUCGGGACAACAUGGGCAGAAAUGCCUUGAUCCGUACUCUGCUGAACCAUGAUUGUAAACAUGUAGAGGAGAUUACCUCAAUUUUGAUUCAACAGGGGUCUGAUGUGAACGUGAGAGGAGAAAGAGGGAAGACACCCCUGAUCUCAGCAGUGGAGAGGAAGCACACUCGUUUGGUGCAGAUGCUCCUGAGUCAGGAGGGCAUAAACAUGGAUGACAGGGAUAGCGAUGGCAAGACAGCUCUGCUAAUUGCUGUUGAACUCAAACUGAAAGAAAUUGCCCAGUUGCUUCUUGAAAAGGGAGCCGAUAUCAAGUGUGGCGAUCUUAUUGGGAUAGCGAAGAGGAAUUAUGACCAUUGCCUUGUAGACCUUCUUCUCUUUUAUGAAGCUAAACGUAACACCAACCCUCCUGCUGGAGACUGGUUGCCUCAUAGUUCACGUUGGGGGGAAGCCUUGAAAAGACUCCACAGUAUGACUCGACCCAUGAUUGGCAAACUCAAGAUCUUCCUGCACAUUGACUAUAAAAUAGCUGGCACUUCCGAAGGGGCCGUCUACCUAGGGAUCUAUGACAAUCAAGAGGUGGCUGUCAAGGUCUUCCAUGAGAAUAGCACCCGGGGAUAUAAGGAAGUCUCUUGUUUGCGGAACUGCCGCGACCACAGUAACUUAGUGGCUCUCUAUGGAAGUGAAGACCACAAGGGCUGUUUAUAUGUGUGUGUGUCCCUGUGUGAGUGGACACUGGAAGAGUUCCUGAAUGAACCCAGAGAAGAACCUGUGGAGAAUGGGGAAGAUAAGUUUGCCCACAGCAUUCUAUCGUCUAUAUUUAAGGGUGUUCAAAAACUACACUUGCAUGGAUACGCCCAUCAGGACCUGCAACCACAAAACAUCUUAAUAGAUUCCAAGAAAGCUGUUCGGCUGGCUGAUUUUGAUCAGAGCAUCCAAUGGAAGGAAGAGUCACAGGCAGUCGAGAGAGACUUGGAGGAUCUUGGACGGCUGGUUCUCUAUGUGGUAAAGAGAGGUGAGAUCCCCUUUGAGACACUAAAGGCUCAGAGUGAUGAAGAGUUGCUUACAGCGUCUCCAGACGAGGAGACUAAGGACCUCAUUCAUUGCCUGUUUUCUCCUGGGGAAAAACUGUCUGAUGUAAAGAACUGUCUGAUGGACCUACUUGCCCAUCCUUUCUUUUGGACUUGGGAGAAUCGCUUUGGAACACUUCGGAAAGUAGGAAAUGAAUCUGACAUCAAAGUACGAAAGAGUAAAAGUGAGCUUCUCAAACUGCUGCAGCCUCAGCUACUCGAGCCUUCCCGAAGCUUUGAUCAGUGGACAUCUAAGAUCAACAAAUAUGUUAUGGAUGAAAUGAAUAGUUUCUAUAAAAGGCGCCAAAACCUUUAUCAGGAUACUGUAGGUGAUCUACUGAAGUUUAUUCGGAAUAUAGGAGAACACAUCAAUGAGGAAAAAAAUAAGGAAAUGAAGGAGAUACUUGGAGACCCCUCUCGUUAUUUUCAGGAGACAUUUCCAGAUCUCGUAAUCUAUAUCUACAAGAAACUAAAGGGAACGGAAUACAGAAAACACUUUCCUCAGGCUCCACCAUGCCUCGGUGUGCCAGAGGCAGUGGGACCAGGGGUCAUGCAGACCUGAGUCUUGCCAGUUCAUGGGACCAGGGGUCAUGCAGACCUGAGUCUUGCCAGUUCAUGGGACCAGGAGUCAUGCAGACCUGAGUCUUGCCAGUUCAUGGGACCAUUUUUUCAAUCAGUAUAGUUCUUGGCAAGUUGUACAUUUCUGCUCUCUUAAGCAGUCUGGUUGCUUUGUGGGCAAUGGUUAGAUAGCCAUUGUGUCAGUUUCUGAUACAGUAAGUUCUACACAUUUGUACGGUCACAAAGCAGUCUACUACAAAACUAUACUACUCCAUUUUAGUAGAUAGAACUGGGAGAGCCUUCUGUUAAGAUUUUGUUUAAAAAAAACAUUAGUGUGUGUGUGUGUGUGUGUGUGUGUGAGAGAGAGAGAGAGAGAGAGAGAGAGAGACAGAGAGAGAGAGAGAGAG
Molecule: messenger RNA, 3720 nt
Organism: Mastomys coucha (southern multimammate mouse)
Lineage: Eukaryota; Metazoa; Chordata; Mammalia; Rodentia; Muridae
Gene: Rnasel
Product: ribonuclease L
Exons: 7
Coding region: 1101-3317 (738 amino acids)
Biological process (GO): defense response to virus; negative regulation of viral genome replication; mRNA processing
Molecular function (GO): RNA nuclease activity; RNA binding; protein binding
Source: RefSeq, a predicted model, not a curated record